Molecule: messenger RNA, 3864 nt
Organism: Bipolaris maydis ATCC 48331
Lineage: Eukaryota; Fungi; Ascomycota; Dothideomycetes; Pleosporales; Pleosporaceae
Product: Hydantoinase B/oxoprolinase-domain-containing protein
Biological process (GO): glutathione metabolic process
Cellular component (GO): cytosol
Molecular function (GO): 5-oxoprolinase (ATP-hydrolyzing) activity
Source: RefSeq, a predicted model, not a curated record
AUGACAGGGGUCCAGAUUUCCAUUGACAGGGGUGGCACUUUUACAGAUGUUUACGCCUCAGUACCAGGAAAAAAAGACAUCGUUCUCAAGGUCUUGUCUGUAGACCCUGCAAACUACAGCGAUGCUCCAACCGAGGGUGUUCGCCGUGUUCUAGAGAUCGUGACCGGCGAGCCUCAUCCACGUGGCCAACCACUGAACACCGCGCCAAUUGAACGCAUCCGUAUGGGCACAACCGUCGGUACAAAUGCCCUGCUAGAGAGGAAAGGUGCGAGGUCAGCGGUUCUUGUGACUCAAGGCUUCAAAGACCUUUUGCGCAUCAGCAACCAGUCUCGCCCCAAAAUCUUCGACUUGACAGUUGCUACGCCGGAGCUGCUAUUUCAGGAUGUGGUCGAGGUGGAUGAGCGCAUUACAUUAGAAGGCUACUCCGAGAACCCCUACCCAGAGUACAUUGACAUCUCAAGCGAUCCUGCGCUUCAUGUCGCUCUCACUGGAGAAGUGAUCAGGAUCCUCCGCAAACCAGACCUAGUCGCAGUCCGCGAGUCGCUACAGAGAUUAUGGGACUUGGAGUAUCGGUCCUUAUCCAUCAUCUUCCUUCACUCUUAUUUGUAUCCGUACCAUGAACGGCAGGUUGGUGCUGUGGCAAGGGAUAUGGGAUUCUCCGUGGUCGAAUCCGCAGCCCUACAGCCUAUGAUCAAAGCAGUUCCACGGGGAAUGUCGGCGACUGCCGAUGCAUACUUGACACCCAUAAUCAAGUCAUACAUCGACGCCAUCUCAGCUAAUUUUGAGGGUGGCUUCGCAGCUGAAGGUCUCCGUUGCGACUUCAUGCAGUCAGAUGGCGGUCUUGUUAACUUCCGCUCCUUCAGUGGUCUUAAGAGCAUUCUCUCUGGGCCAGCCGGUGGAGUCGUCGGUUACGCUGAGACAUCAUGGGACGCUGAUAGAAAAAAGGCUGUCAUUGGAUUUGAUAUGGGCGGCACUUCAACUGAUUGUUCGCGGUUUGCGGGGACAUAUGAGCACGUAUUUGAGACCACGACCGCUGGAGUAUCAAUCCAGUCGCCUCAGCUUGACAUCAUUACUGUCGCUGCGGGAGGUGGAUCCCGCCUUUUCUGGCGCAACGGUCUCUUCGCAGUAGGCCCUGAGUCCGCGGGCGCACAUCCGGGACCAGCCUGCUAUCGAAAGGGUGGUCCUCUAACUAUCACAGAUGCUAAUUUGUUCCUGGGACGUAUCAUACCGGAGCACUUUCCUAAGAUCUUUGGUCCAAACGAGGAUCAGCCCCUAGGCACAGGGAUCGUGGCCGAGAAGUUUGCGGAGCUGACUGAGGAGAUCAAUGCCGACAACAAGGCUAACGAUAGGUCUCUACUUACUUCCCAACAAGUAGCUUUAGGCUUUCUUCAAGUCGCUUCGGAGGUUAUGGCUCGCCCAAUUCGCGCACUUACUGAGGCUCGAGGGUAUGACACCUCUGAGCACAUUUUGUCUUGCUUUGGUGGUGCAGGAGGGCAGCAUGCCUGUGACGUUGCCAGUGCAUUAUCCAUAUCCGAGAUCGUCAUUCAUAAGCACUCUUCGAUCCUCUCGGCGUACGGUCUUUCCCUCGCCGAUCUUGUGCAUGAGGUUCAAAGGCCAGCAGCCAUUCAGUUCAAAUCGGAGAAUUUCGAAGCCAUUAGCACGGCGCUCACCGACAUGUCAGCUAAGGCGAGCAAGCAUUUGCUGGAUCAAAAAAUUGACGCCUCACGCAUUCGAUUAGAAGUGUAUCUAAAUAUGAGAUACGAGGGUUCUAAUUCAAGCUUCAUGGUCAUGCAAGAGGCUUCGGAGAAUCUUGCUAGUUUCAAGACCUUGUUCGAGGAGAAGCACUUGCGUGAAUUUGGAUUCACGUUUCCUGAGAAGAAGAUCCUCAUUGACGACUACCGCGUCCGCAGCAUCGGCGCCAUCUCGGAGCAUAAGGAGAGGUCCCCCUUCAAGCAGCUUCAGAAAGUUGCUGACCUCAAGGUUGCUCUACCUACUCCUACGUCCAUUGUCCGAGUCUGCUUCGAUGCCGAGGUUGGAUAUGUUGACACUUCUCUUUUCAUCCUCACAAAUCUUUCUCCCGGCGUUAGGAUUCCUGGUCCCACUCUGAUUCUCGAUGAUACACAGACCAUUCUAGUCAAACCUAGUGCUACAGCCAUCAUCCUCGACACCACGGUCCUCAUUGAGCUCCGACAGAAUGAGAAUGCUAAGGGAGAAGUCCAACAUCAAGUUUUGCCGAAAUUGGGGCAAACAGUGAGCCCUAUACAGCUAUCCAUCUUUGGACAUCGCUUCAUGAGUAUUGCCGAGCAGAUGGGUCGCACCUUGCAAAAGACAUCUGUCUCUACCAACAUCAAAGAGCGUCUCGAUUUCUCAUGUGCUAUUUUCUCGCCUGAUGGUGGUCUUGUAGCCAAUGCACCCCAUGUUCCAGUUCAUCUCGGCUCUAUGCAGUUCUGCGUCAAGCACUUGUACAAUGAGUGGAGGGGACGCCUAGAAGAGGGUGAUGUGCUGAUUUCAAACCACCCAGCAAGCGGUGGGACUCAUCUUCCUGACAUCACCAUUGUGACUCCUGUGUUUGACGGUGGAGAAAUCGUAUUCUUUGUCGCCUCAAGAGGACAUCAUGCUGACAUUGGUGGCACAAGGCCUGGUUCGAUGCCUCCAGACUCGAAAUGGCUUUACGAAGAAGGCGCUGCGAUAUUGGGUGAAAAGCUUGUUUCCAAGGGUCAAUUCAACGAGGAUCGUAUCAUCGAGAUCUUAUUACAUGAACCCGCCAAACAGCAAGGCAGCUCUGGCACCCGUACUUUGAGCGAUAACCUGUCUGAUCUGAAAGCUCAGGUUGCUGCCAACAAGCAGGGUAUCAACUUGAUCCAAAUAUUAAUUCAAGAGUACACAUUGCCAAAGGUCCAUCGGUACAUGUAUGCAAUCCAGGAAAACGCCGAAAAUGCAGUCCGCUCAUUGUUGAAGAACAUGCAUGCAUCAAUGCCUUCCUCGGCCCUUAAUUGUACAGAUUACAUGGAUGAUGGCACGCCCAUAUCAUUGUCUAUUGAAGUCGAUGGAGAGACCGGUUCUGCCGUCUUCGACUUCGCCGGCACAGGACCUCAAGUAUACGGCAACACAAACGCACCUCGCGCCAUCACACAUUCAGCUAUUCUCUACUGUAUUCGAUCUCUUGUCGGGUCAGACAUUCCUUUGAAUCAGGGCUGUCUCAAUCCGAUCACAGUCAAGAUACCCGACUCGUCAAUUUUAUCACCAAGCCUGAACGCAUCCGUUGUUGGUGGUAACGUCUUGACAUCCCAGCGCAUCACUGAUGUGAUUCUCUCAGCGUUCAAAGCAACUGCCGAUAGUUCCGGAUGUAUGAACAACCUUACGUUCGGUAUUGGUGGAAAGAGGAUCAAUAAAAAAGGAGAAGAGGUCAUCGAGAAAGGAUUUGGGUAUUACGAAACUAUCGGCGGAGGAGCUGGCGCCGGACCAUCUUGGGAUGGCUCGAGCGGAGUUCACACACACAUGACAAACACUCGAAUUACAGAUCCCGAGGUCUUCGAGAAGAGAUAUCCAGUGCUGUUGAGAGAAUUCAGCAUCCGUAAAGGUUCUGGUGGUGAAGGUCAGCACCAUGGUGGUGAUGGCAUUAUUCGCGAUAUUGAGUUCUUGAUCCCUGGAGUACAAGUGUCUAUCCUGUCGGAACGGCGAACCCGAGCACCUAAGGGCGCGGCUGGUGGUGGACAUGGUGCCAUGGGACAAAACAUUUGGGUGCGGAAUGACGGAAGUCAGAUUAGCCUAGGAGGCAAAGCGACUGUUUCAUUCGAAAAGGGAGACCGAAUCAUCAUAAAGACGCCUGGUGGUGGAGGCUGGGGAACAAAGGUCGUUGCUUAG